CAGAAUCCAGUGCGUCUCAGCCCUCAGAAAACUCCACCUCCCACAAUGCUCUGCUCCAUUCUCAAGCUCUCGAACAGGAUCACAGACGUCUUUCAGGAGGAAAUAACGGGUGCUCGGCUGUCUGAAACCCGAUCUUCAAAAUAGCAAGCAUGGAAGAAAGACCUUCAAACCAACCCUGUUCAUUAGUUCUGUAAUUGAAAUCUCCCAUGGUUGGAUUCCUCCCUCUCGUAGCCUUCUCAGUUUAAUGUAGCAGUUUUGGAUGCGGGUUCGGCUUGUGCUGUUUACCAGUGCUGGAGGAAAAGGCCUAAUCCCAAAUCCUUCUGGAGGGCGCUAAGACACUGCCUGACUCGGAUUAACUACAUAUUAGAUUUGCCAGACAAGGGAGGAAGAACACCUGCUUGUUUUUUUUUUUUUACAGGCAAAUCCAGGCCGCGUUUCUCUGGGAAUUUUUGCACCAAUUUUUCUAUUGUCAAAAUCAUUGUUGGACUUUUAAAUCCAAAAAAAAAUAAAAAAUCUAGGUCGUUGUGUUGGGAUUGAAGAGUUUGGUUUGGAUGUGUGAUGAGGAUGGUAAAGGAAUAGUGAGCAGGAGGGGAUCUGGAUCAUUCUAUUAGCUGAGCUGGACGGAGGAAAAAAAGAAAGGGUGAAGAAACAGGAGAGUCGUUCUUAUUCUGCUGUGGUGUUUGCUCGGUGGAAACCUGCAUUGGUUGCGAUGGCGAGUCAGACUGGAGUAAGCGCUGCUGUGUGAAGGACUUCACUUGACGCUCAUCUGUCAGAUAAGCAGAGGAAGAUGAAGCUGAAGAAGCAGGUGACAGUCUGCGGAGGGGCCAUCUUCUGUGUGGCCGUCUUCUCCCUCUAUCUGAUGUUGGACCGCGUCCAGCACGAUCCGGCCAGGAGACAGAACGGCGGGAACUUUCCGAGGAGCCAGAUUUCGGUGUUGCAGAACCGCAUCGAGCAGCUGGAACAGCUCCUGGAGGAGAACCAUCAGAUCAUCAGCCACAUUAAAGACUCAGUGCUAGAGCUCACUGAUACGGGCGCCAUCUCUCCCAGUGGACACCUGCCCUUCCGGAGCGCCAACGGCUCCUGGGUGCUGCCGUUUGAUGGACGGCCCACGUUUCUCUCAGUCAAGCCAUUGGACUGCCAGUUUGCUCUGGGCCGCAGGAGCCAAACUGACCUGCAGAUGCUGGAUGUUUAUUCCUUGCUGAACUUUGAUAAUGUGGACGGAGGGGUCUGGAAGCAAGGCUUUGAGAUCACCUAUGAGCCCAACGAGUGGGACGAUGAGCCCUUGCAGGUGUUUGUGGUUCCGCAUUCGCACAACGAUCCAGGAUGGAUCAAAACGUUUGACAAGUACUACAACGACCAGACCCAGCACAUCUUAAACAACAUGGUGACGAAGAUGGCAGAAGAUCCUCGCCGGAAGUUCAUCUGGUCGGAAAUAUCGUACUUCGCCAAAUGGUGGGAAAGCGCAGAUGUGCAUAAACAAGAGGUUAUGCGCAAGCUAAUCCUCAGUGGACAGCUGGAGAUGGUAACCGGAGGCUGGGUGAUGACGGACGAAGCCAACGCUCACUAUUUCGCCAUGAUCGAUCAGCUCAUUGAAGGCCAUCAGUGGCUGGAGAGGAAUCUGGGUGUGACCCCUCGCUCGGGCUGGGCUGUUGAUCCAUUCGGGCACAGCGCCACCAUGCCUUACCUGCUGAAACGGGCCAACAUAAGCAGCAUGUUGAUCCAGAGGGUCCAUUACUCCAUCAAGAAGCACUUCGCAGCCACACGCAGCCUUGAGUUCAUGUGGAGACAGGCCUGGGAUAUCGAGUCGAGCACAGACAUGUUCUGCCACAUGAUGCCGUUUUACAGCUAUGAUGUGCCUCACACGUGCGGCCCCGACCCCAAAAUCUGCUGCCAGUUUGAUUUCAAGAGGCUGCCGGGCAGUCGAGUCAACUGCCCGUGGAAGGUGCCGCCCAGAGCUAUCAAUGAUGCCAAUGUGGCCGAGAGAGCUGGCGUUCUGCUCGAUCAAUAUCGUAAAAAAUCGAAGCUGUUCCGGAGCAAAGUGUUGCUGGUUCCUCUGGGGGACGACUUUCGCUAUGAUAAAGCUUUAGAGUGGGACCAGCAGUACUUGAACUACCAGAAACUGUUCGAUUACAUGAACUCCCAUCCAGAAAUGCACGUGAAGGCUCAGUUUGCGACGCUGUCAGACUACUUUGAUGCGGUGUACAAGGCUAAUGGAGUGACUUCGGGGGCGAGACCACCCGAUUACCCUGUGCUGAGCGGAGACUUCUUCGCUUAUGCAGACAGAGAGGACCAUUACUGGAGUGGAUACUACACCUCGCGACCCUUCUACAAAAACCUGGACCGCAUUUUAGAAUCUCACCUAAGAGGGGCAGAAAUCCUCUAUAGUUUGGCGGUGGCUCAUGCACGACAUGCAGGAGUUGAAGGACGAUAUCCGGUUUCAGAUUACUCUCUCCUGACUGAUGCCAGGCGAAACAUUGGGCUGUUCCAGCAUCAUGAUGCCAUCACGGGCACUGCCAAAGAGGCUGUCGUCAUCGACUACGGGAACAGGCUGUUACGUUCUCUGGUGGGUCUGAAACGAGUGAUCAUUAAUGCAGCGCACUUCCUGAUAAUAAAGAAUAAAGACAUUUAUCGCUUCUACCAGACAGAGCCCUUCUUGGAGACGGAUGAUAGACGCGCCACACAGGACUCUCUCCCGCAGCGUACGCUUAUCGAGCUGGAAUCUUCACCAAGGUAUCUGGUGCUGUUUAACCCGGUGGAGCAGGAGCGUCUGUGUUUGGUCACUGUCCUGGUGAAUUCGGCAAGAGUGAGGGUGCUUACAGAAGACGGACAAACGCUACCGGUGCAGCUCAGCGCGCAGUGGAUGUCCGCUACGGAGAUGAGUGGGGAGGUUUAUCAGGCUUCUUUCAUGGCACGUCUGCCGGCUCUGGGAUUGGCCGUCUUCCACCUGUACGACUCUGCUGAUUCGCCCAUGACUCUGCGCUCCGAGACGCUGCUCAGGGUUCCAGGACGGGGUCAGAGCAUUCGGGGUUUGGAUCCUCUGCCUGUGCGCUCACAAACUGUUGAUGGACAGCCGUUCUACAUCCAAAGCCAAUCCCUCACUCUGGGCUUCUCUGGAGCCACAGGGCUGCUGGAGAGCAUUCGACGGAAAGACGAUCCCCAGGAGGUGAGGGUACAGAUUCAGUUCCUCACCUACGGUACGCGACCCUCCAAGGACAAGAGCGGGGCCUAUCUGUUCCUGCCGGAUGGAAAUGCUAAGCCGUAUUCGCAGAGAGAGGCCCCUAUCGUGCGUGUGGUUGAAGGUCCUCUGUUCGCAGAGGUUGUGGCACAUUAUCAGCACUUCCAGCAGACGGUCCGCAUUCAUAAUGUUCCAGGGGUUGACGGUCUUUCUUUGGACAUCACCACUAUGGUGGACAUCAGAGAUCAGAAUAACAAAGAGCUGGCCAUGAGGUUCGUCACCGACAUCCAGAGCGGAGAUACUUUCUACACGGAUCUCAACGGCUUUCAGAUUCAGCCUCGGCGAUACUUCCAGAAACUUCCACUACAAGCCAAUUUCUACCCCAUGCCCAGCACAGCAUACAUCCAGGACAGCCAGUACCGGCUCACGCUCCACACGGCACAGGCUCUGGGGGUUACCAGUCUGGCCAGCGGUCAGCUGGAGGUAAUCCUGGACCGCAGACUGAUGCAGGAUGAUAACAGGGGAUUGGGACAAGGCCUGAAAGACAACAAACGGACAGCUAACAGGUUCCGUCUUCUGCUGGAGAGGCGGAGCAACAGUGCAAAGCCUGCUGGCUCCUAUGCCAACAUGCUAAACAAAAUCAUUGCUGGUAUUUUAGGAGACGGCCAGGAAGAGCCGGUGGACAGCAGACCGGUCAGCUUCCCGUCUCUGCUCAGUCACAUGACCUCCACCAUCCUCAACCAUGAGGUGCUGGCACUGCCCGUGUUGCCCAGGAAACAUGGCGUGCCACCCAUGCGAACCUUCGCCCCAUUGGCUGGCACUCUGCCCUGCGACUUCCACCUGCUGAACCUCAGGAGCAUCCAAAGCCCGCAGGACGCUCACUCUCCAUCUCCCUAUAUGGCUUUGCUGCUGCACAGACUGGGUUUGGACUGUGGUCUGGAGCCGCAGAAUCCUGGUUUCAACUGCACCACCACACAAGGCCAGCUCUCCGUUUCUGGGCUGUUCCGUGGGCUGGAUCUCCAGCUCCUGCAGCCCAUGUCUCUGUCUCUGAUGCACUCUCAGCCUCCGCUCUCUAACGACUCCUCCGUCAGUCUGGAGCCAAUGGAGAUCUCCGCCUACAAGCUCAAGCUGUGCUAGAACCAUGCUGCUCCAGAACCGGGCUCUCCGGGUGGACCCUUGGAACCUGUGCGAAAGCAUAGAGAUGAGCAAUUGGAUGAGCAGCGAACUCUUUUCUGAGAUGGUUGAUCCACUUAAUGUAUCCAAAUCAACAUGAAGGCGCUCGAUAUAGGGGAGACAUAAAAACAGAGCGUUCCAGCCAAAGUCAGAUUUGGUAGCCGGGCAGGGUGUUGAGAUAAGAAUGUCCGCACAUGUUUUUGUUUUGUUUUUUGGGGAGAUUUUAUCAAGCAGAGCGCUGAUCGGUCAACAUUUUCUUUAUCCAGCAGUGCCGACCAUUGUUUUUUCUUGUUUCCUUUUUGUCUUUGGCUGGAACUUGCUGACCGUUUCUCAUUCUUUCUUUUUAUAUAUCGUCCCUGGAGUUCGUACUAUAU
This is a messenger RNA of Danio rerio (zebrafish), 4722 nucleotides long. The record is from RefSeq and is a predicted model, not a curated record. Lineage: Eukaryota; Metazoa; Chordata; Actinopteri; Cypriniformes; Danionidae.